Messenger RNA from Arachis ipaensis, 2359 nucleotides. Its product is annotated as Tetratricopeptide repeat (TPR)-like superfamily protein. The record is from RefSeq and is a predicted model, not a curated record. NCBI's taxonomy places the organism in Eukaryota, Viridiplantae, Streptophyta, Magnoliopsida, Fabales, Fabaceae. Gene Ontology annotation, molecular function: protein binding.
CUUCUCCUCCCGUAGAAUCUCUGUUCGGACACAUCGCCACCUCACCGUCGCACGUCGGUCAUCUUGUCGCUCGCCUCUUCGGUCACCUCGCCGUUGCUCACCUCUACGUGCUUCUUCUCUCGGUAGUUGUCGCCGUCGUUGACGCAACCAGCGUCGGUCACCUCACCCGCGUCCCUCUCCUUGCUACUUCACGGUUCGUCUACUUCGUCUCUGUCGUCGGUUCGCCGCCCAAAUCGCCUUUCCGUUCUCCGCCGUGAGUGAUGUCGCUGUUUGCUUCUUGGACGUCGUCGACGUUCAACUACGGUUUGACUCCGGUUGGAUCAUUGAACUAUUGAACCAGUCACUCGACCAAUUCAAUGGCCGGUUCGGUUCUCGCAACCUUGGUUCCACAGCCCGGAAUGGCAGAAACCCCCGGCGACCCAAUCACUCUGUCAUACACCAGCAGCCGCUAUGCGUUCUCUCUCUGCCGUUGCUGUUGCUAUGUUCUUGAAUCACCUCUGAAUAGAUGCAGGAGUGUGUGAGGUAGUGAAACACUUAAAUAUCACUUAUUUUUAUAGUGAAACAAAUUCACUUAACUUGGGUCAUUAUUAUGUUUUGUGUGUAUCAGUAGAACUAGUUCAUGUUGAGUUAAAAAUGUUAUUAGCUAAUUUUUUGGGGGAGUGAGAGAGAAAGAGAGAAGUUUUAGUGCGUUGUGUUGAAUAAUUCUAAGUUACAUGGCUACAAGAUGGCCAAGGGUGUUAACACCCACUUACCUUUCUCAGAUUAUAAGAACCCAAAAGAAUCCUUCAAAGGCUCUUCAAAUUUUCAAUUAUGCCAAAACCAAGUACCCUAAUUACUCCCACAAUGGUCCUGUCUAUGCAACCAUGAUCAGCAUCCUUGGAGCUUCAGGGAGGAUCAAUGACAUGAGGGAUUUGAUUGAGCAGAUGAGGGAGGAUUCAUGUGAGUGCAAAGAUUCAAUCUUUGUGUCUGCUAUCAAGACGUAUGUGAAAGCUGGGAUGCUAGAUGAAGCUGUCUCUUUGUAUAGGGAUAUUCCUCGCUUUAAUUGUGUGAAUUGGACUGAAUCUUUCAAUACCCUGAUGGAGAUAAUGGUGAAUGAGGACCGGCUUGAAUCUGCUUACCGGCUCUUUGUAGAGAGCUCUUGUGGCUGGGCAGUGAAGUCUCGUGUUCCGGCCUUGAACUUGUUUAUGUAUGCACUCUGCCAGAAGGGCCGCUCUGAUUUGGCAUUGCAGAUAUUCCAGGAGAUGGAUUUUCAAGGUUGCUAUCCGAAUAGGGACAGCUAUGUGAUCUUGAUGAAGGGAUUGUGCCAUGAUAGGAGGUUACAUGAGGCCACACAUCUGUUGUAUUCAAUGUUUUGGAGAAUAUCGCAAAAAGGUAACGGUGAGGAUAUUGUAGUUUAUAGAACACUUUUGGAUGCUUUGUGUGAUGAGAGAAAAUUCGAUGAAGCUAUGGAGAUUCUAGGUAAAAUCUUGAGGAAAGGACUGAAAGCACCCAAGCGAUGUUAUAACCGACUUGAUCUUGGUCAGUGUCGUGAUGGUAAAGAUAUAGAAGGCAUUAAACGCUUGAUUCAUGAAGCUUUAGUCAGGGGCUCAGUUCCUAGUUUGGCAAGUUAUACAGCCAUGGCUGUUGAUCUAUACAGCGAAGGGAAAAUCGAUGAGGCCGAUAAAGUUAUUAUUGAAAUGCAGCGCAAAGGAUUUAAACCAACACACACUAUCUUUGAGGCAAAGGUAGCUGCAUUGUGCAAGGUUAGUAAAGUGGAUGAAGCUAUAAAGGCAAUUGAGGAGGACAUGGUGGAAGCAAUUUGUCUUCCAACUGCUAGAGUGUACACUAUUCUCUUGAAAAACCUUCAUAAUCUCGGAUUUUUAAUGGCAGUGCUCAAGAGUUUGAAUAAGAUGUCAAAAACAGUAGGUUUCAAUAUUGACAAGGAAACUUAUUGCAUUUUGCUGGAAAUGCUUUGUCAUGAAAGGAGAUAUCUUGAAGCAAGCGAAAUUAUGGAGAAAAUGUCACAUAAAUCAUAUUGGCCUUGUGAAGACAGUUACAAUUCACUGAUUAAGGGUCUUUGCAGUCUUGGAAGACAAUAUGAAGCUGUUAUGUGGUUGGAGGAAAUGAUAAGCCAGGGAAAGCUUCCAGAAGUUUCUGUAUGGUAUUCAUUGACAUCUUUGUUUUGUGUCUUGGAUAAGAUGGAAGUGUAUAAUAAGACAUUUAGCUGCCUAACAAGUUUAUGAUUCUUUUACUGUUGUAGUUGUAUAAUAACCAAAUUACUAGAAUACUAUACUUCAAAUUCUUUUAUUUACUUUAGUGCUUCUCUAUUAGCUUCAAAGACAUCACAUUAAUAGAAAUACAGAUAUAUCAUUUGAUACAA